Messenger RNA from Brenthis ino (lesser marbled fritillary), 648 nucleotides. NCBI's taxonomy places the organism in Eukaryota, Metazoa, Arthropoda, Insecta, Lepidoptera, Nymphalidae. The record is from the annotation of a GenBank genome assembly.
AUGCCAAAUCUAAUAGACAAUAUGGCUGAUAUAAAAAGUUCAGUUGUCACAGAGGUGCCAGCAGGAGCUACUGCAGUUUUGAACUGUGAUAGCAAUGAUUUUGAUCACAACUUCAUGUUCUGGCUCUUGGACUCACAUCCCUUAAAAAUCAUUGGACCUGAAAGUACUUAUGAUGAUAGGAAAUAUAAAUAUGAAGUUUUAUCAGGAAAGUUACAUAUUAAUAGUGUGUCCCCAACUGAAUCUGGCUAUUACAAGUGUUUUUCUAAAAAGCUGGAUGGUAAAGGUAUAACUGUGGGGGAAGUGGAAAUGAUAGUUCAAGGAUCAGCAUUCUCUGCAAUUGAUGUUAUAAAAUUGGUGGCCAUUAUUGUAUCUAUACUUGUGUUAAUUGCUUGUGCUGUUAUAUAUCUCAGAUUAAGAAAAGAAUGGAAAAAAUAUGAUGGGCAUACUGUUGUUGCAGGAGACGAAGAGGAAGAAGCUGAUGAAAUAUAUAACCGUACAACUACCACUAUUAAUCAGCCUGCACCAGGCCCAAGCAGAAAUCAAUCUUCAGAACAUCUGCUAUAUGGAAUAGAUAACCAAGGGCUAGAUACAGAUUUUAAUUCAGUCUUUGAAAAUAUACAAAUAAAAACACCAAGUACUAGUUUAAUC